GGUUUCUUUGUGUCCAUUAUCUAUUGCUACUGCAACGGAGAGGUCCAGGCAGAAAUAAAGAAAACAUGGACACGCUGGAACCUUGCCUUUGAGUGGGAGGGCCCGGUGGUCUGUGGUCGCUAUCGUUACGGCUCCGUAGUUGUCGGCAUCAACAACAACAGCACCAGCAGCCACUCCCACCUGGCGGGGGCGGGACUUUCCACACGCUCUACCACGCUGGUUUCAAGCCGUGUUUAUCGGAGCACGGAUCCCACUGUGAUCGGCAUGCAUGCCACCCUCCCCGGGUACGUGAUCAGUAACUCGGACCCAUCCAUACCUGAAGAACCGGAGGACAGCGGGCCCAAGCAGGUGGAUGAUAUCUCGCUAAAGGAAAAUCUGCCUGUUGUUAUUACGACUGCGACAGCUGAGGAUGAGGAGGAAACAUUGUAGCAUUCGUCAAAAAAAGUGGCAUACACUGAGGAAACAGUUUGUAGUGCAUUUGUUUGGAGAGCAACCCAAUCCAUGUCACUCAAACUAUAAAGAGGGUUAUCAAAGACAAACAAACUUUGACUGAAUGUAAAUGAUAUGGAAUGAUGUAUAGAUCUACCUUAUGAAAAAUGUAUACUUGGUUCAAAAAUAGAAAAUAUCAGCUGACUGGUCGUUUGACACAGAUGAGGAAAUGUUAAAAAUAUCUGUUUAACUCCGCAAUCUCGACUUUACGUUGACAUUUUAGCCUUGUUUGAUUUUGUUGAUCGCUGAUGGAGAUUGCUUCUAUAUGGAUAUAUUUGUGGGAGAGUGAGGUGCCACAAGGUGAAUUGCAACUUGACAAACAAAGCACGUCUGAAAUCAAAGGGUUGCUAAUUUGACCCUCUCACCGAAGACAAUCGUUAAUCAUAUUCAGGAGCUCUCAGGGAGGGCUAUGCUUUCUGUUGUCAAUAAUAGAGUGGCAAAGUCCCUCCCAUUCUGGGGGAGCUCCAUUAUUUUGGAAAAAUUAUGUAUUGAAGUCAAUGGAGAGAGAAAGAUGAUCUUUCGAUCCCGUUUGA
Molecule: messenger RNA, 1022 nt
Organism: Notothenia coriiceps (black rockcod)
Lineage: Eukaryota; Metazoa; Chordata; Actinopteri; Perciformes; Nototheniidae
Product: parathyroid hormone 2 receptor-like
Exons: 2
Source: RefSeq, a predicted model, not a curated record